AUGCGAUGGCCACCAUGGUCUUCCAAAACGCAGGAGCCCACCAUUGCCGAUGAUAAACAACAAAACUGCACUUCUCUAUUGCCAGUCACAACAAAUCAAACAGACAAAGCAGCCAUACUCGACUGGGCCGCUUUCACAGAACUGAGAACUCUCAUCCCAACCUUGAUCCUUACCACCGCAAUCCUUAGCGCCGCGCGCUUCCAUCGUUCCUACCUCCGUCGAUUUCCCGAUGCGCCGAGUAUUGACGCAGCGUAUUUCCGCCGCCGCAGUAUCUACGGAAAGGUGACGAGCGUCGGCGAUGGGGAUAAUUUCAGGAUCUUUCAUACGCCCGGUGGCCGGCUUGCUGGAUGGGAGUUGUUACCUUGGAAGAGAAUACCAAAGGGGAAGAAGGAGCUGAGGGAUAACACGAUCCACGUCCGCUUAGCAGGCAUUGACGCGCCCGAGCUCGCGCACUUUGGCCGUCCCGAACAACCGUACGCUCGCGAAGCGCACGAAUGGCUAACGUCAUAUCUGCUGAGUCGCCGUGUGCGCGCUUAUCUGCAUCGACCAGACCAGUACCAGCGUGUCGUGGCAACCGUCUAUGUACGUCGCGUUCUUGAUUUCCCAAUCCCGUUCCGCCGGCGGGAUGUAUCGUACGAGAUGCUGCGGCGGGGACUUGCGACAGUGUAUGAGGCCAAGUCUGGCGCUGAGUUUGGAGGUGAUGCUAUUGAAGCUAAAUAUCGGAAUGCGGAGUGGUGGGCGAAGUUGAAGGGGAAUGGGAUGUGGAAAGGAUUCCGGCGGAAUAAAGAGUUCGAAAGUCCGAGGGAAUACAAGACCCGGGUAGGCUUGGAGGAAAAAAAGUGA
This is a messenger RNA of Aspergillus nidulans FGSC A4, 843 nucleotides long. Its product is annotated as protein lcl3. The record is from RefSeq and is a predicted model, not a curated record. NCBI's taxonomy places the organism in Eukaryota, Fungi, Ascomycota, Eurotiomycetes, Eurotiales, Aspergillaceae. Gene Ontology annotation, cellular component: membrane; mitochondrion. The transcript has 2 exons. Bases 1 to 843 code for a protein of 280 amino acids.